AUGAUAAAUUUUAUGUUAUUAUUUAGUCGUCAAGGUAAAGUACGACUACAAAAGUGGUAUAGCUCUUAUACAGAAAAAGAAAAGAAGAAGUAUUUACGCGAAAUUAUUUCUCUUGUCUUUGCAAGGAAACCAAAAAUGUGUUCAUUUCUGGAAUGGCAAGACCUUAAAAUUGUGUACAGAAGGUAUGCUAGUCUGUAUUUCGUGUGCGCCAUCGAUCAAACAGAUAAUGAACUGAUCACAUUAGAGAUUAUUCAUCGUUACGUGGAAAUUUUAGAUAAAUAUUUUGGAAAUGUCUGUGAAUUGGACAUAAUCUUCCAUUUUGAAAAAGCAUAUUUUGUGUUGGAUGAAUAUUUACUAGCUGGUGAAGUGCAAGAGACAGGAGCCAAAGAAAUUCUUUCUGUGAUUGAUGCACAAGAUAUAAUACAAGAAGAUGAAGUCCCACAAAAACUUUUCGAAGAUCAAAGUCUCAAUUGA
Messenger RNA from Schistosoma turkestanicum, 474 nucleotides. The record is from the annotation of a GenBank genome assembly. Lineage: Eukaryota; Metazoa; Platyhelminthes; Trematoda; Strigeidida; Schistosomatidae.